AUUGUUACAAAAUUUUGGUAGGCAUGGCAAUGCUGUAUAGAGCUCAAUUUGGCCUCUGCAUGCCUCUGGAGGCUCUGCAAUUGCUUCACACCAUCCAUAUGGCCCCUCCGAACACAUAUUCAGAUCAAGCAUACAUUGUCUUUAAGCCUUGCAUAGUUCCUUUUAUUUCCAUAUGUUGAAAGUGGCUAAUUUUGCUUUGAUUCGAUCAAAAUUCCUACAGUAAAGGGAAAGGUUGAUAGUGUUAACUAAUAAGGUGGAAAACUGUAGAAAGUUGAGUGAAGUUCGAUCUAGUGCUUCUCUGCACAGGCCGAUAUUUUUCUGCACAGCAGUCCUGGGGGUGCUGUGCGCCAGCACGUGCACACAGUUUGGAACAUUGGUCAUAAACAGUAUGUUGGAGAAGUAGCCAAGGCUAUGCAGCCCGAUCUCCCCUUCACCUCGCGCCGGUCAGCUGUUGUUUGUUUACAUGGCUGUGUGGCAUCAAGUCAACCCUUGGCAUCAAACAUUGGUCUGGACAUCUUGAAGAGAGGAGGGAAUGCUGCUGAUGCUGCUGUGGCUGUGGCUGCCGCCCUGGCCGUGACAGAACCCUGCAGCAGUGGGAUCGGUGGGGACAGCUUCUGUCUGUUCUACGACACAAGUACAGGCCAGGUGCGCGGCCUGAACGGCAGUGGCCGGGCUCCCAGAGCACAGACAGUGGAUCUCCUGGAGAGGUAUGGCUACAGUGAGUCUAACCCUAUUCCAUCCUUCCACGCCCUGAACGCCACCGUGCCGGGGGCCGCGGCCUGCUGGUGUGACACUGUCCGCCUGUUUGGCAGUCAGAAGCUCUCUCUCCAGGAUGUCCUGAGGCCCGCCUCCGACCUCGCCCUUUGUGGGUUCCCCGUUGCCCAGGUGACCGCGCACCACUGGGCCAAGUGGGUCCGUACCAUGAGGGCUGCUGGGAGGGAGUUGGGAAGAGACUUCCUGAUUAAGAACGAUGCGCCCAAACAUGGACAGGUGUUCUCCAACCCUCAUCUGGCCCAAACUUUCCAGGAGCUGGGCCAGCAUGGUAAAGUAGGGUUCUAUGAAGGCAGAGUGGCGAAGUUGAUUGUUGAUGUCAUCAUUCGGAACGGAGGAGUGAUGAGUCUGGAUGAUCUACGUAACCAUGACAGCGAGGAGAUCAAACCCAUCCACACUGACUACAGGGGUGUGAGGCUAUGGGAAGUCCCUCCUAAUGGUCAAGGCAUGGCAGCACUCAUGGCCCUCAAUAUACUGGAGAACUUCCCCAUUAAAGAGAUGGGUCAUAACAGUGCACAUUACCUCCAUGUGUUGGCUGAGGCGCUGAAGCUGAGCCUGGCUGAUACAGUCCAUUACUGUGCUGACCCAGAUCAUGUUAAAGUCCCUCUGGAGAGUCUACUGUCUAAAGACUACAGCCUGCAGCUCUCACACACCAUACAAAUGGACAGGGCCAGCGUCAUGGCGGAGCGUGAUGUGCCCACAGGAAGUGACACGGUGUAUUUCACGGUGGUGGACGGCCAGGGCAACGCCUGCUCAUUCAUCAACAGUAACUACAUGGGCUUCGGAACUGGUCUGGUGCCUCAGAGCUGUGGCUUCUCCCUGCAAAACCGAGGCGCUCACUUCUCUCUGGAGCGUAGUCAUGGUAACUGUGUAGGCCCGGGGAAGAGACCGUACCACACCAUCAUCCCGGCUCUGCUGACCGACCCCGCCUCUGGACGCCUACUCUGCUCCCUCGGUGUCAUGGGAGCCUUUAUGCAGCCACAGGGCCACAUACAGGUGUUGCUGAACAUGCUGGAGUUUGGGAUGAACCCCCAAGAGGCGCUAGAUGCCCCUCGCAUGUAUGUGCAGCAUGACAAGGCUGCCCAGCAGUGGCGUGUCAACUUGGAGGUGGGUGUCGACGAGGGUGUUGCUGAAGACCUGGAAAAGCGUAGCCAUGUGGUUUGCUGGCCUGUCACUGGCCAUGACCGGAGUCAGUUUGGGCGAGGCCAGGUCAUCUCAGUAGGGGAUUGGUGGAACCUGUCUACCCAGGAAGCAGAGCCUAAUGUUAGGGUGUUGUGGGCAGGAUCAGACCCCAGAGCUGAUGGUUGUGCCCAGGGGUACUAGUGACUAGGGCUGCACAAUAUCGGCCAAAAAUCUCAUUGCGAUUUUUUUAACCAAAUAUUGCAAUUGCGAUUUGGCUUGCGAUAUAGAUCAAAACAUCUGGGUGAACUUUUGGAAUCAGUGAAAUAGAAUGAUUUAUAUUAAGAAGCAAAGUAGAAAGCAGCAUUGAUCUUGUUUGGGAGAGAGACGUCAAACAGAGUAAACUAUAAAAACAGAUGUUACACGCAGCUUAGUGGCGGUUCAAAAUAUUGCAUGCAAUAUGGAUCUCUUGCAAUAUGGAUGUUGCACAUGUCAAUAUUGAGAUUUUGAUGUGAAUUUGAAUAAUCGUGCAGCUCUGCAUUCUUCGAAAAAAGGAUUCCAAAAGGGUUCUUCAACUGUCCCCAUAGGAGAACCCUUUUUGGUUCCAGGUAAAACCCUUUUUGGUUCCAGGUAGAACCAUUUUGUGUUCCAUGUAGAACCCUCUGUGGAAAGGGUUCUAUAGGAACCCAAAAUGGUUCUACUUGGAACCAAAAGGGUUCUACUUGGAACCAUCAUUCAAAGUGUUCUCCUAUGAGGACAACCGGAGAACCUUUUAGGUUCUAGAUAGAACCUUUUUUUCUGAGAGUACUAGUGACCCUCUCCCCUCCCUAGGGGGAGCUAGAGAGCUUACAGAAUCUUUACAGUAUGACUGCAUUACACUUGUCCACUAACUGACCAUGUUUACAUGCACAGCAAUAUCCCGUUAUUAUUCAGGAUACUCAAGUAUUCUGUUUUUGAGUUGACGCAUAUAAACAUCAUAUAAACAUUAUGAGAAACCCGGGUAA
Salmo salar (Atlantic salmon) is the source of this 2894-nucleotide messenger RNA. Its product is annotated as glutathione hydrolase-like YwrD proenzyme. Gene Ontology annotation, molecular function: glutathione gamma-glutamate hydrolase. Gene Ontology annotation, biological process: glutathione catabolic process. Lineage: Eukaryota; Metazoa; Chordata; Actinopteri; Salmoniformes; Salmonidae. The record is from RefSeq and is a predicted model, not a curated record.